Molecule: messenger RNA, 708 nt
Organism: Mycena indigotica
Lineage: Eukaryota; Fungi; Basidiomycota; Agaricomycetes; Agaricales; Mycenaceae
Product: Trafficking protein particle complex subunit
Exons: 2
Coding region: 1-708 (235 amino acids)
Biological process (GO): endoplasmic reticulum to Golgi vesicle-mediated transport
Cellular component (GO): TRAPPI protein complex; TRAPPII protein complex; TRAPPIII protein complex
Source: RefSeq, a predicted model, not a curated record
AUGGCUUACUCUCAGCCACAUUCGCGUGUCUCUGUACUCUCAAAUUCUUCAACAGCUUCGUCUGUUGAGCACUUCUCUCCUGCGGCCUCUACCACCCGAUUCUCCCUCCCCACAACUCCUGGCCUCCCCUCACGUGUCAGACCAAAUAUAUAUGACCGCAACCUCACCAAGACACGGAUACCAGAAGUCUCUGGCGCUGCCUUCACCUUCCUCUUUUCUGAAAUGGUACAAUAUACCCAGAAACGAGUCAGUGGAAUAAACGACCUCGAAAGGCGACUCAACACGCUCGGCUACCGCAUAGGCACCCGCGUACUCGAGCUCAUGGUCUGGCGCGCGGAAUCGCAGUCCAAAGCACCGAAACGGGAAAUCCGCUUUCUCCCAGCGCUCAUGUCAAUUCAUACCCAGGUCUGGAGGGCAGUAUUUGGCAAGCCAGCAGAUGCUAUCGAGAAGAGUGUGGAGAAUGCAGACGAAUAUAUGAUAAUCGACAACGACCCACUCAUUGAGCGAUACAUCUCCGUCCCAAAAGACAUGAGUCAGCUCAGUUGCUCCUCGUUCACUGCUGGCAUCGUUGAGGCAGUAUUGGAUGGACUCGGUUUUCCCGCCCGUGUCACAGCCCAUAAUACGCCAACAGCUCAGGCUCCCUCACGAACAACGAUCCUAAUAAAGCUGGAGAAAUCGGUACUAGAACGAGAAGAGGUGCUCAAGUAA